GAGUUGUUCUUCCGGUGUCAGAGGCAGUUUAUCCGAAGAGGAGGAGGACCUGAAGAAACCGACCGAAACCGAAUCAGAAACAUCAAAAUCAUGGUGAGUACGAUAUCAUACAGACUGAAGAAAACAUGUUUGAUUUUCUUAGUAAUAAUCCACAGAGUUGGAGUAAUUUUUAAGUCUCGUUAUUUUAUCAGAAAACGGUCGUUUAUUAUCAGCUGCUAAUGUUAGCAUGUGAGAGGAGGGGGGGACGGCAAUAAGCUGAACAGCUGCAGAGACACAGACACACACAGACAAUUUAAACACAGACACUUUAAACACAGACACACACAGACCCUUUACACACAGACUUAGACACACAGAGACCCUCUAAACACAGAAACAUACACACACAGACCCUCUAAACACAGAAACAUACACACACAGACCCUUAAAACACAGAAAGAGACACACACAGACCGUUUAAACACAGACUUGGGCACACACAGACCCUUAAAACACAAACUCAGACACACACAGACCCUCUAAACCCAGACACACACAGACCCUUAAAACACAGACACACACAGACCCGUAAAACACAGACUCAGACACACACAGACCCUUAAAACACAGAUUCAGACACUUUAAACACAGACACAUACGUAUAUGCUUGUUUUAAGUCUAAAGUAAUAAACAAAGUGGGGAAAAACAGCAGAACAGCAGCACAUAAACCCUCUAUAAUGUUUUAUCUCUUCCUUUAACAACACUCAGUCAGUGUUUGGGAUCCAGAUAGACCAGUUUAGAGGGUCCUGAAAGUAAAAUGCUGCUCAAUUCUUGCUUGAUAGGGGAGAGUGGGGUAAGUUGAGCCACCCCCUGUUGCUUGGAAAUGGUCAAAAAAUUGAUCAUGUGACCAAAUAUUAAGGAGCUGGGCAUCAAUUCAUGGAGUCUGUGAAGGGGUCAGACAUUUAUUCACUCUGUAAAGUGAAUUUAGUCUGUUGUAAGUUUGAUUAGAAUUGUGUUCAGACCAAAAAAGAUCAUUUUAAAUUUGUUUUAUACAUCAAUGAUGGUAUCUAUGAGCUUCAACAAGAGGUCAAAAACCUAACAUAAAAGUCCAGGAAUUGGGGUCACACACACACAUGAUUUCUCUGUGAGUAUAUUAGCACCAAGUGUCUUUUCCUUCUUGAAUUAACCUCCUAAACUCUGAUAACUUGGUUAUUAAUAAUGAGAUGGAUUCUGUGUAUGAACAUCGUUGUUCUACUAAAUAACAGAGGAACUUUUCUUGUUUUUUAGUCCCACACUAUCCUGCUGGUGCAGCCCACUAAGAGGCCAGAGGGGCGGACAUACGCUGACUAUGAAUCCGUCAACGAGUGUAUGGAAGGUAUGAUUCUUUGUUAUAUCAGCAACACAAGAUUUUCACACUAACAAUAAAUGAGCUGCAACAAGGCGAAUGGAAACAGUAACCCUUUAUGUCUUUGUUUUUCGGCUGUGAUUAACCUGCAGUUUGUGUCUCAUGUGCAGGUGUGUGUAAGAUGUACGAGGAGCACUUAAAGAGAAUGAACCCUAAUAGUCCCUCCAUCACGUACGACAUCAGCCAGCUCUUUGACUUCAUCGAUGACCUGGCCGACCUCAGCUGUUUGGUGUAAGUUUGAGAAAACAGACACGUGGAACUCCAGAUGUUUUAAAACGCUGUUAAUUAAGAACUGCUGUUAUCUCUAAUAUACUGUAAUUGCUCUGCUUAAAUGCACUGGAGUGAUGCAACAGUGAACUGAAGUUGACUUCUCUUACUCAAAGGGAAAGAUGGAAAAAUCAAUCAUUUAACUUAAAGUUUUAAGUUUCUCCAUUUUCAAGUCUAAAAACCGCACAGAGGAGCUGAGGCAUACUCAGCUUUACACCCCUCUGACACUUCAUCUGCUUUUUGGUGCUGCCUCAGGUAUCGAGCCGACACACAGACGUACCAGCCGUACAACAAGGACUGGAUCAAAGAGAAGAUCUACGUGCUGCUGCGCCGUCAGGCCCAGCAGGCUUCAAAGUGAAGCGGCCCGUCGGGCUCCUUUUCUUUUCCAGAGCUCGUGUUUAAUGGUUUGAAGAUGUUUUGAGAAGUUUUUAACAAAGUUUUUGAUUCUUUCGGUUCAGUUUUUUUUCUGACGGCAGGUGGUGUAUUUUGUAUUUGAAUGUUUGACUUAUUAAUAAAGCUUUUCUUUCAAUAGUA
Molecule: messenger RNA, 2185 nt
Organism: Xyrichtys novacula (pearly razorfish)
Lineage: Eukaryota; Metazoa; Chordata; Actinopteri; Labriformes; Labridae
Source: the annotation of a GenBank genome assembly